GUCACCAUAUCGCGACUGCGGUGGGGCGGGGCCCUUAUUUCCCUUGGAAGAGUUACCUCUAGACUUUUGGCCCCCGCAGGCUUUGGCUGACAGCGCAGGAAGCCGGACAAGUCCGGCUGCAGCGACUAGACUUCGAUGCUGGGCUCUAGUAGAAGGAGGUUGUUCUCAGCUCUGCUGCAGGUUCAGAAGAAGCCCUGGCAACCCUCCAGAAACAUGAGACUGGUACAGUUCCAGGCACCUCACCUGGAAGAGCCUCACCUGGGCCUGGAGUCAGGGAUUGGUGGGGGAGUUGUAGACUUAAACGCUUUUGACCCGACACUCCCCAAGACAAUGGUGCAGUUCCUGGAGCAGGGAGAGACUACCCUUUCAGUAGCAAGAAGAGCCCUAGCUACCCAGCUGCCAGUCAUCCCUCGGUCACAGGUAACCUUCUUGGCUCCUGUCACCCGGCCAGACAAGGUGAUAUGUGUAGGCUUGAAUUAUGCAGACCACUGCCAAGAACAGAAUGUGCGGGUGCCCAAGAACCCCAUCAUCUUCAGCAAGUUCUCCAGCUCUAUUGUGGGGCCUUAUGAUGAGAUCAUCCUCCCAGCAGAGAGUAAGGAAGUUGACUGGGAGGUGGAGAUGGCUGUGGUCAUUGGAAAGAAGGGCAAACACAUCAAGGCCACAGAUGUCAUGGCUCACGUGGCUGGCUUCACUGUGGCUCAUGAUGUGAGUGCUCGGGACUGGCAAAUGAGAAAUGGAAAGCAGUGGUUACUGGGAAAAACUUUUGAUACUUUCUGCCCCCUGGGCCCUGCCUUGGUUACCAAGGAUACCAUAACAGAUCCACACAAUUUAAAGAUUUGCUGUCGAGUGAAUGGGGAGGUAGUCCAGAGCAGCAACACCAACCAGAUGGUGUUCAAGACUGAAGAUCUGAUAGCCUGGGUCUCCCAGUUUGUCACUCUUUACCCAGGGGACCUCCUCUUGACUGGGACACCUCCAGGUGUUGGCAUGUUUAGGAAGCCUCCUGUCUUCCUCAAGAAGGGUGAUGAAGUCCAGUGUGAGAUUGAAGAACUUGGUGUCAUCCUCAACAAGGUGGUGUGAUGGGUGUCCCUGUAAGCACUGGACUUGAUAUGAGGCAGGACUUCUGCUCCCACCCAGCUAACUGCUGGCCCUGCCCACUUGAGGCUGCUCUUAGGUAGGCCUUGGAAAUAAAUUUUCUCUCAAAGUUGCA
Messenger RNA from Arvicanthis niloticus (Nile rat), 1207 nucleotides. Its product is annotated as oxaloacetate tautomerase Fahd2a, mitochondrial. The record is from RefSeq and is a predicted model, not a curated record. Gene Ontology annotation, molecular function: catalytic activity. Lineage: Eukaryota; Metazoa; Chordata; Mammalia; Rodentia; Muridae.